GUGCCCAGUGAUGCCAGCGGGGAGGGCAAAGGGGAGGGUACUGCGGGAGGUGCUGGAGGGGAGCAGCUCCUUGCUCCCUGUCCCUGUCCUGAGCCGUGUCCCGGCGGAGCUGGUGCCACCAUGGUGAUGACAUUGGGGUACUGGGAUAUCCGUGGGCUGGCCCACGCCAUCCGCCUGCUGCUGGAGUACACAGAGACCCCUUAUGAGGAGCGGCAAUACUGCCCGGGGCCGGCUCCUGACUUCAACCCGAGUGACUGGACCAACGAGAAGGAGAAACUGGGGCUCGACUUCCCCAACCUGCCCUACCUCAUCGAUGGCACCAUCAAGCUAACGCAGAGCAACGCCAUCCUGCGCUACAUCGCCCGCAAGCACAACAUGUGUGGUGAGACAGAGGAGGAGAUCCAGCGUGUGGACAUGCUGGAGAACCACAUCAUGGAUUUCCGCAUGAGAUUUGCACGGCUCUGCUACAGUCCAGACUUUGAGAAGCUGAAGUCGGGGUACCUGGAGGAGCUGCCAGGGAGGCUGCGGGAGCUGUCGCAGUUCCUGGGCUCCCGGCCCUGGUUUGCAGGGGAGAAGCUCACCUUUGUGGACUUCGUGGCAUACGAUGUGCUGGACCAGCACCGCAUGUUCGUGCCUGACAGCCCUGAGUUGAGUGGGAGCCUCGGCCGGUUCCUGGAGCGCUUUGAGGCGCUGGAGAAGGUCUCAGCCUACCUGCACUCAGGGCGCUGCAUGAGGACCCCUAUCUUCUGGCGCACAGCGCAGUGGUGCAACACCAAGGAGUGAUUGGGGCGACCCCCCCCCAAACCUCCCUGGCACCCACUUCCUGCAGAAUAAAUCGAGGGGGGCCACCCCUUGUCCCUUGUCCUGCUGCAA
Strigops habroptila (Kakapo) is the source of this 873-nucleotide messenger RNA. Its product is annotated as glutathione S-transferase 2-like. Lineage: Eukaryota; Metazoa; Chordata; Aves; Psittaciformes; Psittacidae. Gene Ontology annotation, biological process: glutathione metabolic process. Bases 121 to 783 code for a protein of 220 amino acids. The transcript is spliced from 8 exons. Gene Ontology annotation, molecular function: glutathione transferase activity. The record is from RefSeq and is a predicted model, not a curated record.